GUGUUCGGCCCAUUUCAUACCUCUUUGGCCAGCUUCUGUGAAAAUGCAGCCUCUUUCUGUCACCCUUCUUUUUGCUUUGGUGUGCCUUGCAUCAGGUGUGGAUAGGCAGCUUGUCAGUGCUAAUGGCACCUUUGCAAACAGAAGAGAUUAUACCUCGAUAUCAGUAAAAAAUGGAGGACGUUGGGGGGUUUGGACAUGGAUUGACAAGUGUCCACCAGGAUCAUACGCCAUUGGCUUUACCAUAAAGGUGGAGGAGUAUAGAGGUAUUAGCGAUGACACUUCACUCAAUGGAAUCCGAUUAUUCUGUUCAACUGAACAAACCAGCAAUAUUAUGUAUACUGUUGAAUCUGAACCUGGAGAAUAUGGACGUUGGUCAGCAAUUAGAUGGUGUCCACGAAAUGGCGUCUUAUCUUCUUUUCAGCUGAAAGUUGAAGCAGAUCAAGGAGCUGGAGAUGACACUGCAGUAAACAACAUCCGGUUCCGUUGCAGCAAUGGUCUUCAGGUCGAAGAAACUGGGGGUACAUAUGGUGAAUACAGCGAGUGGAGUACACCCUGUGAGAGAGGUGGAAUUUGUGGCCUUCAAACUAAGCAGGAGCCCUAUCAGGGCAUUUGGGUAGAUGAUACAGCCCUAAAUGAUGUCCGCUUCUUCUGCUGUGAAUAAAGUCUGUGGAAUCUAAGCGGUCCUUUUACACAAUUAAAUCACUGUGUGAUGAAUA
Molecule: messenger RNA, 716 nt
Organism: Candoia aspera
Lineage: Eukaryota; Metazoa; Chordata; Lepidosauria; Squamata; Candoiidae
Product: vitelline membrane outer layer protein 1 homolog
Exons: 3
Coding region: 44-661 (205 amino acids)
Source: RefSeq, a predicted model, not a curated record